AGCAACUUCCGUCCAGCAAUUUGUAGCAACUUCCGAAGCGAAAGCAGGAACUACAUGGUGGCAACUUUUAGCUCUCAGUGGCAAGUGGGACCAUGGAAAGAAUAACUGUGCCCCCUGUGGGCCCCAUGGACUUGCCUAUGUCCCUACUGGAGAUGGGUUGUUCUGGCAGGUUUGAGCUCAUAACACACCCUGUGCCUGACCAGCCGUUACCUCCACAGAGCACGCUUCCCCAUGGGCUUCCACCAACCAGCCUGAACCUGGAGACGGAAGUCGAGAAACAGUUUUUACGGGACCCUGCCUGGCUUCCUAUUCAUGACACAGACUUUGCCUUUCAGAAGUUUCUAAAAGUGACUCAGAGGAAGACUAAUGUCGACUCUUUGCUCCACUGCACUCCCUCUCCUCUUCACUCUGGGGUCUCAGUAGUCAGAGACCCAACCACAGGGAUGCUGCUGGACUUCACAGAGGUGUUAGUGGAGAACACUGGCCUGUCAGCCAAGAACUCGCUAUCACUGCAGCGACAACCUGGGCCUCCCGCAGAGAGCCUUCGAGGAAGCAACACUAACUACCCCUUCCUCCCAGGUGGAAUGGAGGAACUCUCUCUGGACCAGAUUAAGAAGAAAUUGGAGCUGGAGGAGGAAAUAGACUUUGAGAAUGAUUUGUUGAGAGUCGCCCCGGGACUUAAAGCUGGGAUGGACUUUAAUAAAAAAGAUGAUAAAAUAGCAAAGGCAGAGGUCAACCUCAUGUCCCUCCUGUCUGUACUGGAUGACAUCACUGAUCUUCAGCCUGAGGCUGAGGAGAAGGAUGAAGGCAAAGAAAGUGAAGAAGCCCCCAAAUUACCAAGAACAAAUAGCCUUGAAGACUUGGGCAUCAAGGAUGCUGUGUCAUCCGCAUCUCACUCAGAGACAGGAAAAGAGGAGAAAUCAAAACCAAAAGAAAACCCAGAGGAAAAGAAGAAGUGGGCCAUUCCUGUGGACAUAACAUCACCCUGUGUUGAUUUCUAUAAGCUUAUCCCCAACCCAGCGUUCAAGUGGCCCUUUGAGCUGGAUGUUUUCCAGAAACAGGCUGUGCUGAGGCUGGAAGCUCAUGACUCCGUAUUUGUAGCUGCACACACAUCAGCUGGCAAAACAGUGGUGGCUGAAUAUGCCAUCGCUCUCUCGCAGAAACACAUGACCAGGACCAUCUACACAUCUCCUAUCAAGGCUCUGUCCAAUCAGAAGUUCAGAGACUUCAAAAACACCUUUGGAGAUGUUGGACUCUUAACGGGUGACGUCCAGCUCAGUCCUGAAUCUUCCUGUCUCAUCAUGACCACAGAGAUCCUCAGGUCUAUGCUCUACAACGGCUCAGAGGUCAUCAGAGACUUGGAGUGGGUGAUCUUUGAUGAGGUUCACUACAUCAAUGAUGCUGAAAGAGGUGUUGUGUGGGAAGAGGUCUUGAUUAUGCUUCCCGAUCACGUCAGUAUCAUUCUCCUCAGCGCCACUGUGCCAAAUGCUCUGGAAUUCAGCGAGUGGAUCGGUCGUAUCAAGAAGAGGCAUAUUUAUGUGAUCAGCACAAUGAAGAGGCCUGUACCUUUGGAGCAUUACCUGUACACUGGAAACAGCAGCAAGACUCAGAAAGAGAUGUUUUUACUGGUGGAUGCUACAGGAAACUUCUUGACUAAAGGAUAUUACGCAGCUGUUGAUGCUAAGAAGGAGCGCACUAGUAAACAUGCUCAAUCAUUUGGCACUAAAAACACAUCUCAAAACACUUCAGCUAGUCAGGACCGGUCAGUGUGGCUCACCCUCCUCCGCUUCCUGUCCCAGCGGCAGCAGACCCCAGUGGUUGCUUUCACCUUCUCUCGGACGCGGUGUGAUGACAACGCCCGCUCGCUGGACUCUAUGGACCUCACCACCUCCAUAGAGAAGGCCGAAAUCCACUCCUUCUUCCAGAAGAGCCUCAGUCGCCUGCGAGGAGGAGACCGGCAGCUUCCUCAGAUCUUGCUGAUGAGGGACCUGCUGAAGAGAGGCAUUGCAGUCCAUCAUAGCGGGAUCCUGCCCAUCCUGAAGGAGGUCAUUGAGAUGCUUUUCUCACGAGGUCUCGUAAAGGUGUUGUUUGCCACUGAGACGUUUGCGAUGGGAGUGAACAUGCCCGCCAGGACUGUGGUUUUCGACAGCAUCAGAAAACACGACGGGACCGGCUUUAGAAAUCUGCUGCCUGGUGAGUAUAUUCAGAUGGCGGGUCGAGCGGGAAGGAGAGGUCUGGAUGCCACAGGCACCGUGAUUAUACUGUGUAAGGCCGGUGUUCACGAGAUGGCAGAUCUACAUGUCAUGAUGCUGGGUAAGCCUACCAUCCUCCAGUCCCAGUUCAGACUGACCUACACUAUGAUUCUCAACCUGCUUCGAGUCGAAGCUCUCCGAGUGACUGACAUGAUGAGAAGGAGCUUUUCUGAAAGCCAUAGAGACACUCAGGCGCACGAGAAGAGGAUCAGCCAGCUGAAGCAGUCGUUGUCCUCUAUCCCUCCUCUGGACACCGACGGCCAGCUGUCAGACUUGAUGCCGUACUACCACACCGUGACGGAGCUGCGAACCACCACAGAAGCCCUCCAGCAAGCCAUCCUGGAGUCUGUGAACGGACUGAAAGCACUCUCCGUGGGUCGAGUUGUGGUGGUUAACAACAAACAGCAUCUCAACGCACUGGGAGUUAUCCUCCAGGUGUCCAAUGAUGCUAUGAAUCGCUCUUUCACAGCUCUUAUUAUCUGUGAGAAGGGCAAUGAGGAAGGGGAAGGAAAAGGCAACAACUACACCGCUUUCCCACACCUCUACAACACCGCCCUGUUCAUACCUGAUGGCCCGUGUAGCCACACAGUGCAGAAGCUGAAGCUUCAGGACAUCUCAGGUAUCACAGUGAAGACCCUUAAAGUGAUUCCUGAAAGAAUCAUUGAUAACUACAACAAGAGACAGCAACCUCGAUUCAAACACGAUCCUCCUGGCCAAGCCAUUUCCACGGCAACACAGGAGCUCUUGCGGUUAGCCGAGGCCAACCCUGAUGGCAUAGCGACCCUCGACCCAGUGAACGACCUCCAGCUGAAGAGCGUGGAUGUGGUGGAGGACACCAUGAGGGUCCGCGUGCUUCAAGACAGCCUCAGGAGUUUCAACUGCAUCCACUCUCCUACUUUUGCAGAGCAGUUUGCUCGGGUUAAGGAGAGAAUGAGUGUGCAGGAGGAGCUGGACCGGCUGCUGUUCCUGGUGUCCGAUCAGUCUCUGACUCUGCUGCCUGAAUACCAUCAGAGGAUCAAGGUCCUUCAGUCUCUUCAGUACGUGGACAGCAGCGGGGCGGUGCAGCUAAAAGGCAGAGUAGCUUCUCAGAUCAGCAGCCACGAGCUGCUGCUGACCGAGCUGCUGUUCGAGAACGCACUAAGCCCCCUGGCACCCGAGGAGAGCGCCGCCCUGCUGUCCUGCUUGGUCUUCACUCAAAACACUCAGGUGGAGCCACACAUUACCAACACACUCCAGGAGGGUAUCGAUCGAGUGCUGUCAGUAGCUAAGCGAAUCGGAGAGCUGCAGCAGGAUUGUGGGAUAUCGCAGACAGCCGAGGAAUUUGUAGGCCAGUUCAAGUUCGGCCUGACUGAAGUGGUGUACUGCUGGGCCAGAGGCAUGCCUUUCGCAGACAUCGCCCAGCUUACAGACGUCCAGGAGGGCACGGUGGUCCGCUGCAUACAGCGCCUGGACGAGGUGCUGAAGGAGGUGCGACAGGCCGCACGCAUAGUGGGAGACUCCGUCUUAGGGAGCAAAAUGGAAAAGGCUUCUUUGGCCAUCCGCAGGGACAUUGUUUUCACCGCUUCCCUCUACACCCACUGAGGUGUAGAGGGGUGAGGAUUCCAAGGAAUGUGGGGGGAUGCCUAUGAUGUGUAUUUGUGUGUAAAAAAAUGUGAGAAAGAUGGAGGUGUUGUAUAUGGAGGAGGUGCUGAAUGUGCCUAUGCAUGUUGAUGUUUACAUGAAAACUAAAGAUUAUGAACAAGACACUGAUUUUAACCCAACAGACCAAAGUACAGACGAUAAGAGAGAAGAUAAAAUCUGGAUUGUCCUUUUUUUGUACAGGAAUAAAAUCUCUGUU
Melanotaenia boesemani (Boeseman's rainbowfish) is the source of this 4089-nucleotide messenger RNA. It is a transcript of the gene skic2, whose product is annotated as SKI2 homolog, superkiller viralicidic activity 2-like. The coding region runs from base 93 to 3833 and encodes 1246 amino acids. The transcript is spliced from 29 exons. The record is from RefSeq and is a predicted model, not a curated record. Gene Ontology annotation, molecular function: RNA helicase activity; RNA binding; ATP binding. Gene Ontology annotation, cellular component: Ski complex. NCBI's taxonomy places the organism in Eukaryota, Metazoa, Chordata, Actinopteri, Atheriniformes, Melanotaeniidae. Gene Ontology annotation, biological process: nuclear-transcribed mRNA catabolic process, 3'-5' exonucleolytic nonsense-mediated decay.